Messenger RNA from Cotesia congregata, 2133 nucleotides. The record is from the annotation of a GenBank genome assembly. NCBI's taxonomy places the organism in Eukaryota, Metazoa, Arthropoda, Insecta, Hymenoptera, Braconidae.
AUGUCAAAAAUAUCAAUAUUUUUACUUCUAUCAUUACUAAUUGAAAAAAAUAAAGUUUUUAUAAAAAGUUUAUCGGUAAACAGUAAUUGUGACAUAAUCAGUUUUACACGUAAUCUUACAAAGAUAUCCAAUGAAUUAUUAUCAUCCGAUGCGUUUCUUAAUAGUGAUUUUGAAACCAGAAUAAGAAUUAUUUCUGAAAAAAUGAGAUAUUCCUAUCAAGAACUAUCAGAAAUAUCUUCGAGUAGUUUAGCCGAAAUUGUGAAUACAUUUCAACGCAGCUUUCCUCAAAAAGGUCAACUUGAGGAAGCGUUGGGUCAAUUUUAUGAAUAUGUUGAACGAAUCGAUGCAUUACACAAGCAUUAUAAACACUAUAGAAUAUCGGAUCAAUUAACUGGUUUUAAAAGUCCUUAUCACUCAAGUACACUAAAUGAUUUUUUUCAAGUUCUUGGUUCUCAUGGAACCGGUGGAACUCAAGACAUUCUUGACAAAAUUUAUCAUAUUAUGGUACCUUCAGCAUCUGAUUCCAUACGUUUAGGAAUUUUUCAGCUCAUAUCUGAACAAAGACAAGCAUCGCAUCCUCGAAAUUUAUGUAACACGGAAAAUUCAUUUUUUCAUCAGCUUAAUGAAUUAUAUGAUAUUCUUUUUCACAUCGAAACUAUGGCAUAUGUUACUAUGGCUUAUAGUUUUAUGCUAUUCGGUAAAAAAGAUAAAACAUCAUAUAAAACAGAAAUACAAAAAAUUGCUCUGGCAUUUGCUAAAAGAAUAAUAAAAUAUUUAAAUGUAGUACAAAAAGAAAUGAAAGUUGCAUCAAGAGAGAUGUAUCGUUGUGAUCCACCGCAUCAUAUUCUAAAUGAAACAUUCAUCGAGUUUAGUCAUCUUUUUCAAAACAUUCUUAUCAAUGAAGUUCAAGUAACACCAUUUAAAACAUGUUCAACAAGUUGUGGUCAAAUUAAUGCUAAUAAAAUUAAUCGAUGUUAUACCUGGGAAUCUUCAUCUAAAUCAAACAUUUAUUGUCCGAAACGGUAUUGUCGCGGAAUUAUGCGAAAUUGUUCAUGGGUUGGAACAUCGACAUUAUGUGAGUUUCCUAGUGAAUCUCCAAGGCGUUAUCAAUGGAUUCAUAGUGAAAACGGUCAAUAUGGACCAAGGGGUAGAUGUCUAGGAACAGAGUUAAAGGUUGAGCAAACAAUGAGUGGUCUCUAUCGAUGCGAUAAUUGUCUAUGUCAAUGUAUAGAAGAACGAGCUGAUGCAACUUCACUUCGUGCGAUAAGUUUAAGACCUCAAUUUUCCGAUUAUUUAAACAAUAUGGUAGUUACAGGCGUCCGACUUGUUGAAAAAGACAAAAUGAUUCAUAUUCAAAUACAACAAGGACAACUUAUUAAAGACGGUCAAAUAAAUCGCUCAACUACUGAAUGGGUUAAAUUAGAAGAUUUCGAAUAUGAUGAAUCGAAAAAUGGAUUUUAUAAAGUAGGAGAAAAAGGUUCAACACCUUUAGAAGAAGGAAUAGAUUAUGCAUUUAUUGGUUCGAAGCAAAACAAAUUAUUCAUCGAUGACGUAACAGGACCUUUGGAAACUCUAGUCACUGGAGUCAGAUUUAAUCAUUCCUUUCCGCAAUGGCCUGGGGAGCUUAAUACGAGUCCGAUCGAAAUAGAAAUUUAUGUUUCACCCUUUAUUUAUGAAGGCGGUACACUUAACUUAGGCACAUUUGAAUCAAUAAAGGUGACGUCAAAAAAUAUGCCUAAUCCACCGGCUUCGUACAGCCGAGACAGAAAGGAAAUAAAAUUGAAGAUGCCGGAUAAUCCGACAAAAUCAUAUGAAAAUUAUCCAAAUACUGACAGCAAUUACUACAUAGUAUUUCGUCAAACAGACAUCUGGAAAGAUGCUGGUCAAACUACAAUUCCCUUAUUUGAUCUUCAACCAGUUGUUUCACCAAUCAGGCCUUUAGAUGGUAUUGGUAUUAUUCAUCGAAAUAACGAUGGCAAUGGAGGUUUCAUUAGCUUAAAAAUAUUUACUGUAAACUGUACUCUACAUCUUAGAGUUAUAGACAGAUCAGACACAAUGUAUCAUAAAUCUGCUUCAAACGAUAAAUUAAUUGAAAAAACUUUAAAAUUAUACGAAAAAAAGUAUUUGGAUUGA